GUGCUCUUAAAUACCACAUUGGACCAUGCAUUGCAAAAGGCCACUCCUCUGUCUCAUAAUAUAGUCAAUCAUUCGCCCCUUGCGUUAAGGCCCCACAAUUAUAUUGGUUUAUUAGAUACUAUUGUUCUCCUCUUACCUUGAUUCAUCUGAUUCCUAACAUGUGUUAGUUGAACAGGAUGUUAUUUUCAGUGAAGGGAGUAUAAUUUAUCGGUAAUGUCAUUUAGUGAGCAGUCCCUGACAUAAAUCAAAGCUGCAAAGGCUGUCCGAACUGUUUGAUGAGUUGGAUUGAUGCCAUUAAAUCUGCAUUGUUCUGAAUUCAGUUUACCAGCUUUUAGCAAUUAAUUCCGGUCCAAGUUGAAUAUAAUCAUAGCAGGCUCAGUUCAGAUUAGGGAGUUGUUGACACAUUCUAUAUUGUUUUUGUUCAAACAUGAUGGGUAUUUUGUUUUUGUGUGUUUCAAUUGUCAAAUAACUAAUCACAAUUGGAAGUUAGUACUAUUGCUGGAACUGUUGAGCAAAUCUUGCAUGCAGGCGCAUUCCAACCACUGCAAUCCACCUGCAUAUAUAUCCAUCAUGUCAUGGCCACCUUAAGAGGUAACACCAAAAAGGUCCAUUGAUGCACUUAGUGAACUGUGUGUUGUUCUGCAACCUGCAAGGAAACAAGUUCAUUAGAGCUUAUCCAGUCAACUGCUGCAUCACCUAGCCAUUAUGUUUGUUGAGGUUGUUACAAGAGAUAUUAGUGAGCUAAACCUACCAAAGAACACAUCGAUUUCUUUUCCCAAUGGCAAGGAUGAUCUGAUGAGUUUUGAGAUCGUCAUCCGACCUGAUGAAGGAUAUUACAUGAGUGGCUCUUUUGGUUUUACCUUCCAAGUAUCUCCGUCUUAUCCCCAUGAGCCUCCAAAGGUCAAGUGCAAGACAAAGGUCUACCAUCCAAAUAUUGAUUUGGAAGGAAAUGUAUGUCUGAACAUUUUGCGUGAAGAUUGGAAGCCUGUUCUCAACAUUAACACUGUUAUUUAUGGCCUGAAUCUUCUGUUUACGCAACCAAACGAUGAGGAUCCCUUGAACCAUGAAGCAGCUGCAGUCCUUCGUGACAAUCCAAAGAUGUUUGAGGCUAAUGUUAGAAGAGCAAUGGCUGGAGGUUACGUGGGUCAACACUAUUUUCCGAGAUGCGCAUGAUGCUGGCUGUUGAAUAUUACUGUCUUAUGCUGCCUUUAAAGUCAUUUGGGUCCGUAUCUUACACCAGCAUGCCCAACAUUGUUGUGUUUGAGUGGGUCAAAGGCUGUUGAAAGCAUCAAAACUGCCCAAGGUGCGAUGUUGAUGUUGCCCAUUGUUGUGGUAUGCUUACAAAUCUGUAAAUUGGUGAUCUGGUGGUGAUACAGAUAACAAGGAUAUGGUGUAUCUUUAACUGCGGAACUCAUAUAUCCUGAAUCUCAUAUACUGUGGCGACGCUUUGGCCCAUUUUGUUA
Molecule: messenger RNA, 1463 nt
Organism: Brachypodium distachyon (stiff brome)
Lineage: Eukaryota; Viridiplantae; Streptophyta; Magnoliopsida; Poales; Poaceae
Product: NEDD8-conjugating enzyme Ubc12
Exons: 5
Coding region: 706-1173 (155 amino acids)
Biological process (GO): protein neddylation
Cellular component (GO): nucleus
Molecular function (GO): NEDD8 transferase activity
Source: RefSeq, a predicted model, not a curated record